AUGGCGUCCGGAUCCAACACUUGCGUUGUAGAGCUGACCGAUUAUUCGGUGCUCCCCGCUCGGCCCUCUCCGACCAAAGACGGGAAGUGCUUUUCGGGGACCCGAGGGGCCGCUCGCUUGGGUUCUUCGACUCGGACCGGCUCCCGAUCUAGUUCCCGUCCGCCAGCGGAACUCGUCGAUUUCGAGGAAUUGGGAGGCAGUGGUCCCGAUGGACCCGUGGUCAAUGCUGUUGAGAAAUGGAAUUACCCUCGUAUCAAUGCCUACCGCGUACCAGCCACUUUUUGGAGUCUGCUGGUCAUGGGUGCUAACGAUGCAGCUUACGGUGCAUUGAUUCCCUACCUGGAGAAAUACUAUGAUCUAAACUACACCAUUGUCUCUCUGGUGUUCUUGUCCCCAUUUGCGGGUUAUGUCGCCUCUGCUAUCAUGAACAAUUGGCUCCAUCUCAAGAUCGGACAGCGAGGAAUCGGGACGAUAUGUGGCGCCUGCCACCUCGCAGCCUAUGUCAUCAUAUGCUUCCAUCCCCCGUAUGCCGUUCUUGUCGUCGCUUUUAUCCUCGCCGGUUUUGGCAACGGCAUUGGCGAUGCUGCUUGGAAUGCCUGGGUCGGUAACCUGGCCAAGGCGAGUGAAGUCUUGGGGUUCAUGCACGCUUUCUACGGCGCAGGAGGGGUUUUAAGCCCGUUGAUUGCGACGACCAUGAUUACCAAGGCGCACUUACCGUGGUACACUUUCUAUUAUGUCAUGAUCGCGAUGGCUGCCAUAGAACUAGUCGUCUUGCCCUGGUCCUUUUGGGGUUGCACUGGCGAGGCCUACAGAAAACUCUACCAUCAAGAGCACGGCACGGAAAACAAGACCGGACUGAAGGAUGCUCUGUUCAAACGACCCGCAGCCCGGGUUUCCUGGCUCUGCGCCGUCUUCCUCCUGGCCUAUGUCGGUGUCGAAGUCGCCUUGGGGGGAUGGAUUGUCACCUUUAUGAUCCAGGUCCGGGACGGACACGCCUUUGCUAGUGGCAUGACAGCAACUGGAUUUUGGCUCGGUCUCACGGUGGGUCGUGCAGUUUUGGGAUUCGUUACCCCCCGCCUAGGUGUCAAGCUGGGGAUUUCCGUCUACAUUGCCGCCGCAAUGGGCCUCCAGAUUCUCUUCUGGCUUGUGCCCAACUUUUACGUCUCGGCGGUUGCGGUUGCCCUCCAGGGUUUCUUCAUUGGCCCGUUCUUCCCAGGAAUCGUGCUUGUUGCGAGUGCCCUGCUUCCCCGUCACCUGCAUGUCGUCGUGAUUGGUUUCGCCGCCGCUUUUGGUGGAUGUGGUGCUGCGGUACUUCCUUUCGGAGUGGGUGCCCUGGCCCAAGUGAAGGGCGUGCAAGUCUUGCAGCCCAUCAUCUUGGCUUUGCUGGGGAUUUUGCUCGCGCUAUGGUUGUGCUUGCCUCGAAUUAGCAAGAAGAAGGAGUAG
Messenger RNA from Scedosporium apiospermum, 1443 nucleotides. RefSeq lists its product as uncharacterized. Gene Ontology annotation, molecular function: transmembrane transporter activity. Gene Ontology annotation, cellular component: membrane. Gene Ontology annotation, biological process: transmembrane transport. NCBI's taxonomy places the organism in Eukaryota, Fungi, Ascomycota, Sordariomycetes, Microascales, Microascaceae. The transcript is spliced from 5 exons. The record is from RefSeq and is a predicted model, not a curated record. The coding region runs from base 1 to 1443 and encodes 480 amino acids.